CUCAACUUGUGUCUUGAUGGGGCUCAGUCAACUCCACCUCAAAUACAUUUCAAGUCAACUGUGGGCUACGAGUCAGGAGCCCUUGCUGGGCAACGACUAAAGAAUGUUGCACUCUUUUUCCGAGACAGUGCAAUCAUUUCUUUUGAUUUUGGCGCUGUCUACUUGUUUCACGGCUGCACUUGAUUUGCAAGCAAAAGUUGAGAAACUCGAGAAAAACUAUGUCAAAAUUAAAGAGCAUUUGGAAGCCAAAAUUAUAGUUUUGGAAACGAAAGUCAGUCGGCUGGAAGCCAAAGUUAAAAAACAGGAUUCGCUUUUGGCUGUUCUAAAAAAAGGGCACAAACCUUUGAAAGAUAACGUCGACAUCAAUGAACAUCGUCGUCACAACGCCACUCUUCGCACUUGCCACGAAAUCCACGUAGCCAAUCCAUCGUACCCCUCCGGCAUGUACUGGAUCGAUCCAGACGGCCAAGGCAUUGGUGAUCCACCAAUCCACGUCCAUUGCUACAUGGAGGAUAACUGGUACCCACCUGGUACAACAUUCAUCCUGCACGACAGCGAGUCGAAAAUGGACAUUGGAAAUUGCACCGAACCUGGAUGUUACUCGAGGCAAAUCAAAUAUUACGCCAGCGAUAGACAAAUCGAAGCGUUGAUUCAAUUGUCCCAAGACUGCGAACAAAACAUUGUGUUCUAUUGCAAAAAAUUGCCGUUAAACUACAACGGGAUCGCCUAUGCUUGGUGGUACGACAAAGACGGCAAAAGGGACGAGUUUUCCAAAUGGCUGACGGAGUGCGACAAUCUAAAAGAAUUUAAAGAGAUCGGUGUCACCAGGAAGCACCACAAGCGUCUGCCAUACACGCGCUUCCAUUUUAGCAAUCCGUUUAAAGGAUCCGGCCAACACCAAGUGAGUCGGUUGCAAUGUCAUGGAAAGGCAAAGACGGAGGCGAUGCCAGCGUCUUGUGAAGAUUUGUGGCGGAUGGGACACACUCUCAACGGAAUCUACUCCGUCAGGGGAGCUAAACAAAUGGAAACUGUUUUCUGCCAGUUCGAUAAACGACCUAAUGAACAAGGUUUUCAAAAAUGGAUCGGAUACGUCGACGUCAAAUCUUUGCCGACCUAUUUCUACGUUCGAAAGAACACGGCUUUCAACCGCAUGAACGUUGCUAUACCUUUUGAAGUGGAAAAGGUUAACGUCGGCAAUGCCAUGGAUUUAAAAGCGGGAAUAUUCACGGCCCCACGUGAUGGCAUCUACUUCUUCUCCUUCAACGGAUUGGCCAGUAGUGCACCUACUAAAGAAACGGCUUACUCCGGAGUAGGUCUUUUUUUGAACGCAAUACAAGUUGGUAGAACUUGGCUGCAUGAGGCGGACGUCACCUCUAACCACGAUCGUCCACUGACCCUUCAAUUAACGUUGAAAUUGAAAGCCAACGAUCGCGUUUGGUUGGAGAUUACAGGCAUGGCAGAGACGAGCUUUCUGUUUGAUAAUCAUCACGGACAUAAUCACUUUACAGGUUUCAUGUUGGACGAGGAAAUUGCAAACUCUCCGUGAUGAAUUUAUUUCGCAUUCGUGUUGGCGUGGUGUUUUUUGGUUUUGAAUUUUUGUUUACGUGUGUACUAAACUUUGCUCGAGGCUUUCCCCCUUUCCGAGAAAAACUAUACGUUUGUCUCCAUAAAAUAAAGAAUUUGGAUUUUCGCA
Molecule: messenger RNA, 1693 nt
Organism: Daphnia magna
Lineage: Eukaryota; Metazoa; Arthropoda; Branchiopoda; Diplostraca; Daphniidae
Exons: 7
Coding region: 104-1546 (480 amino acids)
Molecular function (GO): extracellular matrix structural constituent; protein binding
Source: RefSeq, a predicted model, not a curated record